AUGUAUCAAGGCUGUAUAGACUCCCUGCAGCUCUCUCUCAAUGUCUUUGAAGAGGAGGUUUCCCCUGAGCAGCAGCACUGUGAGCAGGAAUGGAGCCCCAGUCUGGGGCAAGAGGACCCAGAGCCCACACAGAUUAAAGAGGAACCGGAGGAAUUCAGGACCGAUAAUCAAAAAAAUGCCUACAGUCACAACCCAGCCAUGAGCAGCCACCCAGUAGGACUUGACAGCAGACCACCACUGAAUCCCAACCCGACAUCAGAUCUCAACCGGUCAAUGGGGAAACACGGUUCCAAACCCAGCAUCAUGUCUAGAAAGACUCACCGCUGUGGUGACUGUGGUGAAACUUUCCCUCUGAAAGCUGAUCAUCAGAGGCAUGUGACUCGGGCCAAAAAGAGACUCAGUGAAUGCUGCUACUGCAAGAAUCGCUGUAACUCCAACUGUAAACUGAAGGCCCAUGUCCAACUCUGUCACGGUGGGAAACCCUGUACCUGCCCUGUCUGUGGCAAGACCAUCAAAAACAAAGGAGAUCUGUCCAGGCAUAAGAGGAUUCACAAAGGAGACAGCAGAGGGAGCCUUCCCCCCGUCCACAUCGACGGGGCCACAGUGGAGAAGGUGAAAAGAUUCAAGUUCAUCGGCGUACCCAUCACUGACAAUCAAAUGGUCCACCCAAACAGACAGGCUGAAGAAAUGUAG
Messenger RNA from Oncorhynchus tshawytscha (Chinook salmon), 693 nucleotides. Its product is annotated as zinc finger protein 658B-like. The transcript has 4 exons. The coding region runs from base 1 to 693 and encodes 230 amino acids. Lineage: Eukaryota; Metazoa; Chordata; Actinopteri; Salmoniformes; Salmonidae. Gene Ontology annotation, molecular function: RNA polymerase II cis-regulatory region sequence-specific DNA binding; DNA-binding transcription factor activity. Gene Ontology annotation, biological process: regulation of transcription by RNA polymerase II. The record is from RefSeq and is a predicted model, not a curated record.